AUGCAGGUUGUCAAGGGGAUCAAAAAGGGGGAGCCGACGUUCGUGGCAACCAUUGCAAGUCUAGAGGAACACAAAAAUUUUCAAGAGACAGUGCCGCCUUGCAUAGAGAAGUUGCUUAAGGAAAACAAAGAUGUCAUGCCCGACGAGUUUCCUAAGCACUUGCCGCCCAGGCGAGAGUUGGAUCACAAGAUUGAGUUGGAGCCAGGGGCUAAUCCACCCGCAUUUGCCCCAUAUCGUAUGGCACCUCCUGAGCUAGAGGAGCUCAGGAAACAAUUGAAGGAGCUGCUAGAUGCUGGUCACAUUCAUCCAUCAAAGGCAUCUUUUGGCGCACCAGUCACCGUGAAGAAUAAGUACCCGAUCCCGCUCAUUGCUGACUUAUUCGAUAAACUUGGGGAAGACAAGUACUUUACCAAGGUGGAUCUUCGAAAAGGCUACUACCAGAUUCACAUUACGGAAGGGGAUGAGCCAAAGACAGCAUGUGUGACGAGAUAUGGAGCCUUUGAGUGUGGAUGCUCAGCAAAGGCCGCACCAUUGACUGAGUUGUUAAAGAAGAACAAGCCAUGGGUUUGGACAGAGCAUUGUCAAAAGGCAUUUGAAUGCCUUAAGACAGCUGUAACAGAGGAGCCAGUCUUCGCAUUACCUGACUUUGCCAAGACAUUUAAGACACAGAAGAAGCUCACACCAAAACAGUCUAGGUGGCAGGAUUUCUUGGCCGAGUUUGAUUAUGUGCUGGAGUAUAAGCUGGAAAAAGGUAAUGUUGUAGCCGAUGCCUUGAGCCGGAAAGUCGAGCUUGCUGCAAUUACUUCAGCGAGAUGGGACAUUAGGGAGGCUAUAAAAGAAGGCAUUCAGCAUGAUCUAGCAGCCAAAGAGCUUAUCAAGUUGGCCAACAAAGGCAAGACGAGACGAUUUUGGAUAGAAGGCGGCGUACUACUUACCAUAGUCG
Nicotiana tabacum (common tobacco) is the source of this 943-nucleotide messenger RNA. The record is from RefSeq and is a predicted model, not a curated record. NCBI's taxonomy places the organism in Eukaryota, Viridiplantae, Streptophyta, Magnoliopsida, Solanales, Solanaceae.